AUGUUACCUUUUGCUUAUAUUCCUUAGGACUCAUAAAGUACAAAAUACUGUCAUUCCUUAGGUUCUUUCAACUUUUGUCAACCUUCAUAUUCAUUUCCAUGGUUUAACCCGUAUUAUCAAUAUGUAAACAUCACCCCCAGCUAUUUCUCUGAAUUUCACAGAAUAAACAACUGCUUUCAAUAGCCUUAGAUUCACUACCAGCAAAACAUAAUCAAAAAGACAUCAAUUACCGAAAAGUGCUCCGAAACCUUACACGGAUCCUUAUAAAAUGAACAAAUCGAUACGCCCUCUAUUGUUGACAAUCAAUAAUCUCCCCUUUCCAAAAAGCCAGAAACUAUAAUAAUUUUGAACAAAAAGAAAAAGAAAAAAUCUAAAAAAAGCAAAAAUUUUAAGAAAGGUCAUUGGACUAAUAAAGAGCACAGACUAUAUUAAUAGUUUAUCGAUGACAAUAAAGUGAUUAUGUCAGAUUCAGAUUAGAAGAAAAUGAAAUAAAUAUUUAAAAAAAUGUCUGAUCUCAUCAAAUCUAGAUCUGCGAGUUAAUGCCGAUCUCAUCAUUAGAAAUUCGAUCCUUAAAAGCAAAAUAGUUUAGUUGCUGGAAAGAAAUCAAUUUAAUCUAAGAUUGCUAAUGAUGAUAUAAAACGAUGA
Molecule: messenger RNA, 645 nt
Organism: Paramecium tetraurelia
Lineage: Eukaryota; Ciliophora; Oligohymenophorea; Peniculida; Parameciidae
Exons: 2
Source: RefSeq, a predicted model, not a curated record